Messenger RNA from Racocetra fulgida, 367 nucleotides. The record is from the annotation of a GenBank genome assembly. NCBI's taxonomy places the organism in Eukaryota, Fungi, Glomeromycota, Glomeromycetes, Diversisporales, Gigasporaceae.
UUUCUCCAGUUACACCAACAACUGCAUCACCAACAUCGUUCUCUUUAACUAAAGUUGAACCUUCUAUCGAUGAUUUUGUUCCUGGAGAAGAUCAAUUUUCUGCUGCAGAUUACGACCCAACAAAAGACCGUAUAGCGGAUGACGAAAGGCAAUUACAUCAUAAAUCUGCCAAGGACUUAGAAUUGCUCAAGAACAAAGAUGCACAGGAAUCUGUCGUUCAACGGGAUGAAAAUGACGUUGAUAUGUCUGCAGCUGAUUAUAAAGAAACUUUAAAUGAAAGUAAUGGAGAUCAUAAAGCUAAUAAUUUGAAAACGAUUGAUGAAUUUGACAUGUUUGCGGAUGAUGAUAUAGCGAUUCCUUCACCAGA